AUGACGAAUGAUUUAACUGCCUAUAGCAGAAAGGAAGAGAAAAGGAAACUGAAGGAAAAAAAGUUAUUGAAAAAACUAGAAAAGAAUCAGUUGCAAGAGGAACAAAUGAAAAAAGUACCAGCAGAGCAAACAAAGAAGGAUCAAGGUCGUCUCUACACAGUUAGUCUGGCUUUGCCAGGUUCCGUACUGGACAAUGCUCAGUCACCAGAGCUCCGGACUUACUUGGCAGGACAGAUUGCUCGAGCUUGCUGUAUUUUCUGCAUAGAUGAAAUUGUGGUGUUUGAUGAACAAGGAGAAGACCCAAAGAGUGUAGAAGGGGAGUUUAAAGGAAUUGGUAAGAAAGGACAGGCUUGUGUCCAGCUGGCUCGGAUUUUACAGUACCUGGAGUGUCCGCAGUAUCUUCGCAAGUCCUUCUUUCCAAAACACCAGGAUCUACAGUUUGCAGGGGUGUUAAACCCCCUGGACAGCCCCCAUCACAUGCGUAUUGAUGAAGAGUCAGAGUAUCGAGAAGGUGUGGUGUUAAAUCGUCCCAUCAGAUCUGGAAAAGGCUCUUUUGUGAAUUGUGGCAUGAGAAAGGAAGUGCAGAUAGACAAACAACUUCAGGAAGGUCUCCGUGUUACUGUUCGACUGGACCAAAACCAGAACCCAGACACUAAAGUCUGUAGAGGAACUGCUGUAGCACCUCACAUUCCACGAACAGAAUCCGGUCUUUACUGGGGUUACAGUGUCAGGCUCGCUUCAUGCUUAAGUGCGGUAUUCACAGAGUGUCCCUACAAGGAGGGCUAUAAUCUGACAAUAGGCACUUCAGAACGAGGAACAAAUAUUGACACAGUGACUCUGCCUUCAUUUAGCCAUGCUUUGAUUGUGUUUGGAGGGCUUCAUGGAUUGGAAGCCAGCGUGGAAUGUGACCAAAACCUACAUAUCACCAAUCCCGGCAUUCUGUUUGAUUUGUAUUUGAACACAUGUCCAUCACAGGGUAGUCGGACUAUCCGGACAGAGGAAGCUAUAUUAAUUUCUAUGUCUGCUCUGAGACCAAAGAUAAGAGAAACAGUUGAGAAGACCUCAGCAAGCUAAGAAUUGGAAUAAAGCUGUCAUACAAGUUUUAUUUAAAAAUGCAGGCUGGUUGUACAGAUCUCAGGAGAGUGUAACAGUUUGUAUCUGAUCAUAUUAUUUGAAGUUUUUUGAGAUUAACUAUUCGGUCCCACUCGCAUUUCACUGAAACAUGAGUCAGGAUAAGUCUUAACUGUAAAUAACUGAAUCGCACAAAUAAUAUGCCAGUCAGAAAAUUAAUUGUAUUGGUUUUUACAGCUCUUCAUCUUGUAAAUUUGUAGUCAUCAAGUACAAAACUAACUAGGUUUUUACCAACUCACUGGACUAAAAAGUGAAAUACAUCUACAGCAUUUUUAGUCAUGUGGUUCUGAGUGUGACAUUGGGAAUGCAUGAACAGCAAAACAGGCAUUGCCUCAUUGGAAAUAUCGGCUGAAGUGCCAUUCAAACCUGCAGCACCUUUAUAUAUACUUUCUUGUUACACCCACAGCUCCUUAUGGUGUCAUGACAUAUUUGGGAGUGGGUUUCUCAUCUAAGUGACUUGCCAAUUAAUUAUCAGCAGCAUGCAAAAGGGCAAGAUGAUUUAAGGAGCACUGCAAUGGAGAUGUUACCCAUCAUUUUCUACUACUUAGUCAUAUGUUUGUAACUGGAUGACCUACAUCUUAUUAAAGGACAUAGUGAGAUACAGAAAAAGUACAUGCCACUGUCCAUGUAUGAUGCAUUAUGCUGCAGAUAUUACUAGUUGUUUGCAAGUAAUUAUGAACGUGUGUAAUAUUUCCAUAUAUACAUUAAUAUUUCUAACACCAUCUGACUUACAAACUGUAGAAUAAUAUCAAGUGAAACCUCAAAUUAUUUUAGAGAAAACUGUCUUUCAUAUUUGUAUGGUAUGUUUUACAGCUUGACAGAUAUUUUGUCACUCAUACUGUUAAUUAUGCUUAUAGACAUAGCUUUUUUUAUUUCUGUAAAUAUUUCGAAAGGUAAGCAGUCAUAAAGAAAUUUCUAGUCAUCAUGCAAAAGCUCAAGUCUCCUAAACAAAAGUACUGCUGACACCGGAUGUCUGCAGUUGUACAGUUUCCAAGACAUGAAAGCGGUGAAAUUAUUGUAGUAUUGAUGUAAAGACUGUAAAAGUACUAAUAAGUAUCAGUGUAAAGAAGA
Molecule: messenger RNA, 2202 nt
Organism: Protopterus annectens (West African lungfish)
Lineage: Eukaryota; Metazoa; Chordata; Ceratodontiformes; Protopteridae
Gene: SPOUT1
Product: SPOUT domain containing methyltransferase 1
Exons: 11
Coding region: 1-1074 (357 amino acids)
Biological process (GO): miRNA processing; maintenance of centrosome location
Cellular component (GO): kinetochore; mitotic spindle; spindle pole centrosome
Molecular function (GO): miRNA binding
Source: RefSeq, a predicted model, not a curated record